Caretta caretta (loggerhead turtle) is the source of this 2896-nucleotide messenger RNA. It is a transcript of the gene TMEM268, whose product is annotated as transmembrane protein 268. The record is from RefSeq and is a predicted model, not a curated record. NCBI's taxonomy places the organism in Eukaryota, Metazoa, Chordata, Testudines, Cheloniidae.
AUGAGGAUGAUUUAUUUCUGCAGCAGCCACACUGUACAAUAGCCAACAAGAAAGAGGUCGCCAUCCCAAGGUUCAACAGUUUUAAGGCACAAGGGGUACGGUGUUGGACAUGCUCAUGCAAAAGACAGUAGGAGAGAAGGAAGUGAAUGGUGUGAACUCAUUGGAUACAGAAGACAACACCGAAUAGGUGAGCUUUUAGAGGUCUCUUGAAGGACAAGGGGGAUGGAUUCAUAGAUAUUAAGGUCAGAAGGGACCAUUAUGAUCAUCCAGUCUGGAUCUUGUUGAACAUUAAUCUGGAUCUUAGCUAAGAACAUGAGGUGUCACAAAAGGAACUGCAAUAGCCCAGAGUGAGUGAAGGAGACAAAGGGAGUAGUUACACUAGUAGAUUGGCAGCGCAUAUGGAAUGGGAGGGAGCAUAGGAGGAGACAAAGGCAGACUCCCAGAGAACUUUGGAGGUGAAGAGGAGAACCCAAGAAGAGAGGAAGGGAGAGUGGAGUUGGAAGAAGGACCGGGGGAGACAGAUCUCCACAGAGGGGCAUUGCUUCCACACUAACGGAGAACCCCGUGGAAUGAGAUGCACGCUAGAUAAAAAGGCAAGAUUGUGACUCCCUUGCUCAAAUCAAGUCAUAUAUUACAUCGCAAGCAUAUCAAUGGGACUUUUCUUCAGUGUGAAUAAGAGUAUCACAGUCCAGUCCACAGCAAGGAGAACAGUCUUUAACUGGGUGUUUCUAUGCUGUAAAAGAGGAAAGGGGAAGAAUUAUGAAUAUAGAGUGUUGGAUUUAUGACUGCAGGAGAUAGCGGUCCGCAUGAAGCCCGUUUCUUCACCAUGGCCUGUGAAAGCCAAGCAGAUGGAGCUGAGAAACAAAGUCCCAUCUCCUACUGUGGGACCCAUGCAGGUGAAAGCUCCCUUCACUGGGUGAAAGAGUUCCACAAUGGCCAAGUGCUUAUGGUUCUCACUGCUAGCAAUACCUGCUCUUCCACCUUCUUUGAUCUGGAGCUUUGUGCAGAGAAACUGAAGACCUUUGGAAUUCAGAUGACAAUGGAUCAGUGGAGGAACUUAAUUCAAAACGCCAUUCUGGAACCUGAAGUAAGAAGAUACAUGUUCUACAACUCCAGAGCUUUUGGGAUAGCCAUUGCUGUGAUUUUCUACAUCUCAAUCUGGGCAAAUAUUUACUCCACCAUGCAGCUGUAUUCCUUUGGGUGCCACUGGGAAGUCAGCAUUCUGGUGACGUUGGCUGCCAUAGCACUCACUAUAGUUGUUAUAUUGAUUAUUGACCAACAUCAAAGGAAGAUACAUGUGAAUACUGAUGUGAGGCUGGCAGCCGCCAAUGAAGUCUUCAUGAAGCACAACUUACUUCUGGGGGUUGCAGAUGCCAUGGACAGGCACCAGAAUGUUCUACAGCUUUGCUUUGUCCAUUUCAACUUGGAGCAGUGUCUUCACUCCUUAGCAGGCUAUAUUACAGAACUGAAGAGAAACCACCAGUCAGCCCUGAGGCACAAUCUGGACCAGUUCUGUGUCACUAUGGAGACAGUGAUCCAGUCGGGUCAGGGGAGAGGAAAGGAGAGUUCGUCUGAAGAGUCACCUCUUCUACCCAAUGACAAGAAAGGGACUCUGGCAUGCAGUGAACUGCUCCAGCUCAUUCCAGAGGGAGCUCCAGAGGUGAUGGCUCAGCAGCUGUUGGUGAUCUUCAGUGGCUAUUACAUCAGACUCUUGAUCAGUGGUCAACUCCCUCAGGUCAUCAUGUUAAGGCAUGUGGAACACAUGAAUAUCCCCUGCCUUUGCCAGUUCAUAGAGACGAAUGUGCUUGACACAGGACACUGUUGGUUCAAGGCCAGGUGACGUGAGGGGCCUGGAAUGAGUUGUUGCAAUUAAUACUGUUCAAAUACAGAGGUCCAUGGAAGAAGCCAGGGCAUAGGGAAGUCCCGGAGAGAGAUGCAACUGCAUCAGGGAUUUGUUUUGACCAAUGAGAGGUCAGUAAUGAGGUGGAGGACAUGACUUUAGUUAAAUAUUCAAAAUCCCAUUCAGAGACAAUAAAAGAGACAGACACCUAACUGCCUUCUUGCAGAGGAGCAAAAUCUCAUGUGAAGAAGUGAAUUGGGCUGCUUACAAAUGUGCCUUCCUUACUUCUCGUCAGGUCUGUUGGCCGUCCAAUACAAAUAGUUUCAUUUAAGUGUGUUUGUAAUGAGCUAUCAACUCAUGCUGGCAAUAGUGCAAGUAAGGAUCAUGCCUGGAUGAUACACAGCAUAUAAAGUUCAUAUUGUUGAAUGUUUAAUGCAAGGAACAUGGCAAGAUCAUGGCUAGUUAAGUUUCCUCUUUUAUGCUCCACUCAUGUUCCUUUCAUCAUGCAUGUGUGAUCCUUGCAUUUUUCCCAGCAUGGGCAAAUAACCUGGCUAUUGUCUUUAUUUUCUUGCACAGACAUGCUCUAUUUUAUUUGGCACUGGAGAUCAGAGCAUGACAUCUCUCAUGCUUGCUCCACCCCAGCAGAAACUCACAAACUCUUAGCAUUCCAUUUGUUCUGGACUUCUGUUGGUAUUUGUUGUUUGCUAGGCAUGGACACUGCACUCAGCACUGUACAAAACACAGAAGAUGUCACGACCUCUGACCUGGAGAAUUGUUAACCUAGGAGCAUGAUCAGAAACAUCCCCCACUCCCUUUUACUCUAUCAGGAGUUAGGGGUGAUGAACAACUUCCAGAAGGUGCUCAGCAUCUCGCAUUAUUAGGCCUUUUAAAAACAGACAACAUGAAGCACACUAAAAAAUCUAAAGCAAAGUUCUUUAUUGAGCAUCUUUUCUUCAGUUUUGGGACAGUAUUUUGGGGUUUUUUUUUGCUAUCAUUUUAAAUGACAUGGAAAAGGAAUUAGUUUUAAGCAGGAGACCAAAGUGUCUGCUUGUUACC